Messenger RNA from Anopheles bellator, 1007 nucleotides. RefSeq names its product luciferin sulfotransferase-like. NCBI's taxonomy places the organism in Eukaryota, Metazoa, Arthropoda, Insecta, Diptera, Culicidae. Bases 51 to 1007 code for a protein of 318 amino acids. Gene Ontology annotation, biological process: sulfation. Gene Ontology annotation, molecular function: sulfotransferase activity. The transcript has 5 exons. Gene Ontology annotation, cellular component: cytoplasm. The record is from RefSeq and is a predicted model, not a curated record.
CAUAGUGCACGCGAGCGACGGCAUCGAGGAAACGGAUCGAGCCAAUAGAAAUGGCGUCUAGUACGUUCACAGUAACGCGUCUGGAUUCGAAUCAAGUUACACUACAAUUGAACGAUCUUUCGGAGUACCCAUCGGACGUAUUGGAGCCGAGUGUUGUGACCAUGACCACGAGGUAUGCGGAGUACGCCCAGCGCAUACGAGAUUUCCAGGUCUACGAGGACGACGUGUGGAUAGUGACAUUCCCAAAAAGUGGCACCACGUGGACGGAGGAGAUGGUUUGGUUGAUCAACCACGAUCUAGACUACCAACGGGCACGGGGCGUGAAGCUUAACGUUCGAUCGACCUUUUUGGAGAUCCACGCCAUCGCCGAUCGUUUCGCGAUCGAUACGAUCGCUAUCGCCGAGAACGCUCCGCGUCCGCGACAAAUUAAAUCUCACCUUCCAGUGUCGCUACUUCCGCGACAACUGUGGACCGUGAAGCCGAAGAUCGUUUACGUGGCGCGCAACCCAAAGGACGUGGCCAUUUCGCUUUACUACCACUCCCGGGUGUUUAUGGGAUAUGAUGGCACGAAAGAGAGCUUCCUAGACAGCCUAUGCACCGACCUUUUCGCCUACUGUCCCCUGGUGCGUCAUGUGCUCAAUUUUUGGGCACUCCGCCACGAACCCAAUGUGCUGUUCCUAACCUACGAGCGCAUGAAACGGAACUUGAAAGCCGUCUUACCAGAGGUUUGCGGUUAUUUUAACAAAACAUUCACCAAAGCAGAGUUGGACAACUUGGCGGAGCACCUAUCGUUCAGCGAAAUGAAAAAAAACCCAGCCACCAACAAGCACGAUGUUGUGCGCGACGCUCUCAAAGCCGAUCACCGUGAAGGUGAACAGUUUGAAUUUCUACGCAAAGGUAUCGUUGGUGAUUUUAAAACCGAACUUCCGGAGGGUUACGACGCCAAAUUGAAUCAGUUCAUUACCGAGCAGUUAGAGGGAAGUGAUUUCCAGUACGAGUACGAAUAG